ACACUUCACACUUCCAGAGUUGCAGAUAAGGCUACACCGCUACGCUGCCACUCACCAUUCACCAGUUCCUGCAAGAGCUGGCCAUGGCGCCCUUCUGCACUCCUGCUGCCACUGCAGCGCCCCAUGCCACUCCAACCCCUCUCACCAGCUCAAGGAAGCAUAUCUCUAUGUGCCUCUCCCCCAAGCUAGGCGGCGGCGGCAGCCAGAGGGCGCGGCUUGCGAGUUCAGCAGCUCCUCAGGUGCGCGCGCUGGCGCCGGCGACGGCGGCGGAAGAAGCGGCGGCUGCUCCCUCCCCCGCCCCUGUCAACGUGGAGUACCUGGCCGCCGAGUUCGCCGGCCACGGCGUGGGUUUCGAGCCCGUGGGCGGCAGCUGCGCCGUCAAGAUGGCGCUGAGCAACGGCAGCGUGGCGCACCUGCUGCUCCCCAGCGGCCUCGUCACGUCCUACAAGCCCGCCAUGUGGCACGGCACCGUCACGGAGGUGCUCCACACGAACGUCACCGAGGGCCCCGGCGGGCGGGCCGUCAUCCGCGGCGGCGUGGCCGUGGACCUCCGCUGCGCCACCGGCGGCGGCGGCGGCGGGUGGUCGCCGGGUGGUGCGUGGUCGCUCCGCGACGUCCGCGGAAAUCCCACGACCUCCAUUGAGGUCGAGCUCGCGGCGGCGGCGCCGGGGAACGCGGCGGCGGCGAGGUGCGUGGUGACGCUGCACCCGGAGGCGCUGUCGACGGAGCUCGCUGUGACGAACGGCGCGUCGUCGGCGCCGAUGGCGCUGUCGUGCGGCGUGUCGAACCACCUGCGCGUGAGCACCCCGGAUGCCACCUACGCGCUGGGGCUGCAGGGCUCCGACUACCGCACCGUCGAGCCGGCGCUGUCGGAGUUCAGCAUCAUCCCUCCGGACUACCAAGCCGCCGCGCGGCAGCCCGCGGCCCGGCACCACCGGUGGGCGAACAGGGGCUUCGACAUGAUCCUCUCCGGCGGCCGGGACCGCGGCGGCGCGGCGGACGACGACCAGCCCGACGGCGAGGAGGACGACGACUACAAGCACUUGACGGACGCGGUGUGCCGCGUCUACAGCCACGCGCCCAGGGAGUUCACCAUCAUGGACAGGGGUAGGAGGAACUCCGUUCGCUUGCACAGGAGUGGGUUCGAGGAGCUGUACGUGUUCAGCCCAGGAUCCCAGUACCAGUGGUACGGCAAGUACGCCUACGUGGUCGUGGGGCCUGCCAUGCUGGAGCCCGUGGUGCUGGGGGCCGGUGAAACGUGGCAGGGGGCUCAAUACCUGCGCAACCCCAAUCUCUAGGCUCACCGGCACUGCUGCACCUACAGUUGUAUAUGUAGCAACAACCGUGGUGAAUGGUGAUGUCCAUAUUGAAAUGCUGAUAACAAUAUUAUUGAAAUGUAGGCGGACGAUGUCCAUAUUGUUCGAUGUUGCAACGCAACACAGCUUCUGAGCUUCACAUCA
Molecule: messenger RNA, 1460 nt
Organism: Setaria italica (foxtail millet)
Lineage: Eukaryota; Viridiplantae; Streptophyta; Magnoliopsida; Poales; Poaceae
Product: protein NDH-DEPENDENT CYCLIC ELECTRON FLOW 5
Exons: 3
Coding region: 84-1298 (404 amino acids)
Biological process (GO): carbohydrate metabolic process
Molecular function (GO): carbohydrate binding; catalytic activity
Source: RefSeq, a predicted model, not a curated record